Dacryopinax primogenitus is the source of this 614-nucleotide messenger RNA. RefSeq lists its product as uncharacterized. The transcript is spliced from 2 exons. NCBI's taxonomy places the organism in Eukaryota, Fungi, Basidiomycota, Dacrymycetes, Dacrymycetales, Dacrymycetaceae. Gene Ontology annotation, molecular function: carbon-sulfur lyase activity. The coding region runs from base 78 to 548 and encodes 156 amino acids. The record is from RefSeq and is a predicted model, not a curated record.
CCGGAGAUGGAGGUUUCGCACGCUGGCUCGACCAGCAACGCAACUUCUUGGCCACAUGGCCCGGAUUGGAGUUCGUCAUGCCCGAGGAAGUUGGACCUGUGGUAGAGCACAAGGACGCAGAGGGAAGAGGACCGUUGGGACGGAAAUGGAAAGCGCACCUGUGCUUUUGCACGGAUUGCAGGCUCUCGCUCGGUCAUCUUCUUCCGUCUUUCAUUUCCGUCGAUAACGACUAUAUUACCUGGCUCGAGAAGGGGACGCUGAAGACGUACGAUAGCUCCCCGGAGAAAGGCACCCAGCGACUGUUUUGCGGCAAGUGCGGGGCGAGCGUCGGCAAGCGUCUUCCGGGAAGAUCGGAGCUGGACGUGAACCUUGGAAUGCUAGAGCUGGAAGGUGAAGGGGAGGAGGGCGGGAAAGGUGAGGGAUUGGCGGGCGUGUUACGAGAAUGGACGGUUUGGGAGAAACCGAGGUUUAUGGCGGAAGCGGGGGAUGGGAGGUUGAGGGAUGAGAUCUUGUCUGGUAUGAAGAGGGAUGGGUUCAUUCUGGACUAGUAACUAUUUUGAGUGCUUUUAGGAGGCUGUAAAGGGUUGUUGGGAGGUUUGUAAAAGCUAGUGAGG